AUGGGGCUCAAGGAAAAAGACCGGCUCCAACGGCACUCGUUGGCCAUCUCCGAGCACAGCCUUCCCGAUCGGUUGACCCAGGCUUUGAAAGCUCUACGACCCGGGAACAUCACUCAAUCGGCCAGUGGAAUGGCUCCAUUUAAGAAUCAUAAGAACAAAAUGGGCUCCACCGUCGACGCAUCCGAUGACGUCGUUUUUAUCCAGGGCGACAAGCCGGCGCAUCCGAUUGGACGAUACCAGAAGUCACCACUGAUCCAAAAAGCACGCUCCGUACUCGAACGGAAUUCCGUGGCCGGCGGAUCGCCUCAGCUCUCGGAGCGGAAUCCAUUCCACGAGCCCGCCCUGAGCAGCUUGGAGCAAGUCCGGAAUUUAUACAAGAGUGUGCCCAACGUCAAUUAUGAGUGUGUGACGAGCCCGGAGCCUGUCGAGGAGGACGAUGGGUUUUCGUCAACGAGAUCACCAACAGAUUCUGGCUACCGGUCGACGCCUCGACUUGAUCGGGUCCCUGAUCGACCGGACGUGGCUCAUUUGUCAGCCAACUCAAACUCCCUCGGAGCUUCUUCUGGCUCGGGAUCCUCUAGAGCCGGCUUCCGAUCCAGAGAGGUGGUUUCUGUUACCUCAGAACCGGAAGUAAAGAGUAGUCCAAAGAUUCCUAUGCGAAAUCAACGGCCCCGAGUUUCUUCCCCUAUUUCGAGCCCACCAUCUACAGUAGGCUCAAGGCCCGAAAGACAGCAGCCCUACAACCGUAGCCAUGUGGACGCCGUUCUCGAAUCAAGAAGAUGCAAAUCAUUCGCGAAUUACAUCGACAAGGCUGUCGUCGCAAGACUUCAUCAAGUGAUGGUCGAGCCCCUCGAUGUUCUCACCGAAAAUUUGCAAAGACUCGUCGCGUACAGCGUCAAAUGUACCGCUCAAGAUGUAGCUUCAGCGAUUAAGAUCUCCUUCCCACUCGAUCUGUUCGCCAGUUGCUUGAGGUCAGGGCAAAAGGCGGCGUCGGCUUUUUCAAGGAAUGGACCAGGCGCCCUCUCAAUGUCCCUAGCCGAGCGAGCAGAUCUCUGCUUCCCGGUCGGCCGAUUUUACCGUUAUUUAAUCGAGAAACUGCCCGGGAAACCGAUCUCCGAGCAUGCAGUCGUCUUCUUUACCGCCGCCGUCCAGUGUAUCCUCGAGGAGUUCGUGCUGAGAAUCGUCGAUUCAGACUCCCCCGAAGUGGUCCAGCUGAGCCGGACCGGGAUUCGAAGUCUGCACUAUUUUGCGUGCGGUCCCGGCGUUCCACAUCAGUCAACCAUUCACAUUGCCGAUUGGGUGCGGUUAAUCUACGCUUUUGCCGAGCAUAGAUUGUCUCCGACGGUUGAUGAAGUGGAUAUCAUGCAGGCUGCCCGUCUCCUGCGUGGUGUCGAUUGCCCACCGCCUUCUGCUUCGCUCUGCAGAAGGGAGCUGGCCGCGGAUGCGGGACCUCAAGACGCGAAGAUGACCUUUGCUUUCGGGUUGAUCGCUACAGGUAACGCCGAGAACGUUCGACACGGGAUCGCACUGCUUGAUGCCGAGCGGAAUAACGCCAGGAGUUGCUUUGGAAUGUGCCCCCUCGCCGAGUCCGUCGUUCAAUCAAAUUCCGAAGCAACAAGCGCGCUAUUAGCUGCCGGAUGGCCAACGGACAUGGCAAUUCCGUCAAAGCACAAUAUGGUCAAAAUGCUGUUGAAUUCUGAUGCGAAGAUGGACUGUCCGGAAAUGGUGAACGAGACCCCGUUGCAGAUAUCGGUCCAACAAGGAUGCCUCGAAAGUGUAAGGCUUCUGCUGGAUCGCGGAGCUGAUCCGUCUAGGACCUGGAAAGCUGAGCAGACGUUGGAUAAUCACAUCGGAUCGAUUUCGCCUGUAGCAGCAGCCGCAAUAAGAGGCAAUCGAACUGUGCUGACGGCUCUGCUAACAAAAAUGGGCGAAGCAUCCGGAUCGUCAAAACACCGAGUCGAAGUCUUGGGACAGCAUGAUGGCAGCCUGGAAAGCUUGUGUGAAUACGAGAAGCUGACCGAUUCCGGUAAGAAAGCCGUGCGAGAAGCCCUCUACUAUGCCGUGGAGACCGAGAAACCGGAUGUGGCUGUGUUUCUGAAGUAUUUAGUCGACGGCCUACCUUGGUCGACCUUCAUCUGGACAAGAGCCCUCGAAUCGUCCCUCCAAAGAACCGACCCCAGGCUCGUCCACGCAAUCCUCGCUGAUUUCGGCCCAAAUAUUGCUGCGGAUCUGAAUGAGGAGAAUCUGAAUAGAACGCUUGUUGUGAUCUUAAGAGCUCUCCAGCAAGAAUUGUCGUAUCCGGAUGGGGACGCUAGUCCUGCCGCAUUUGCCCUCUCUCGCCUGCAUCACUAUUUUAAGGAGGAUUCAGGAAAUGAGCCGGAAAAAUGCACAUCGCCCACAAUUCCGGUGCACCGGAACAUCAUUGACCCGAGCUAUGUCAACAGCGAGCAGCUGUCGGAUAUCCGAUUCCAGGUCGACGGCAAAAUCGUCUACGGCCACCGCAUCGUGCUCGUCAACGCUUCUGAAAAGUUCAGAAGCCUACUGCAAAGCCCCGACGGGGUCAUCCAGAUCUCCGACGUGCCGUUUGCCGUAUUUUUGUCCCUGAUGGAAUUCGUGUACACCGGGCGGCUAUCGACACCAAGCCGAGGGCCCGGGCAGUUGUUCCAGAUUCUGAAAGCAGCACAGGCCUAUGGACUUCCGGGGCUUGAGACCGAAGUCCUUCGUAUCCUCACCCUCUCCGUCGACAACGCAAAUUUUGUCGAACUCUACAAUUUUGCCAUGCAUCACCAAAUCGAAGACUUAUUAAAGCACUGCGAGAAUUAUCUAUUACUUCACUUACCCACGCUUUGCUCAGAUCCGAACUUCUCUAUCCUGCUCCUCCAACCGCCGCCCAAUUAUGAUGUUUGUUCUGCCAUCCGUGAGCGAUUAUCUACAGAAUUCAUCGAAUGCCGCCGCAAAUCCGCCAGCGGU
This is a messenger RNA of Mesorhabditis spiculigera, 2970 nucleotides long. Lineage: Eukaryota; Metazoa; Nematoda; Chromadorea; Rhabditida; Rhabditidae. The record is from the annotation of a GenBank genome assembly.